AGUCAUGUUGGCUGUACUGGCACUGUUUUGUUUCUCACACGCGUUUGCUCAGUUUGAUCCACACUUUAAACCGGGUCGCCAUACGAUAGUGCAGCUGUUUGAGUGGCGUUACAAAGAUAUCGAGCGCGAGUGUCGAACCUUUCUCGGUCCCAAUGGAUUUGGUGCCGUUCAACUGUCUCCAGUUAACGAGGUGCGCGACGGAACUAGCUGGGAAGAUCGGUAUGAACCUGUUUCGUACAAGCUGACAAGUCGCUCCGGGAACGAAUCGGCUCUGCGGUCAGCAAUCGAUGCCUGCAACAAAGCCGAUGUGCGAGUGUUCGUGGAGGUAGUGUUUAAUCACAUGGCACGAGCUGAAAGUGAUUCCUCGACGCAGUUACGAGGUACGGCUGGUUCUACCGUAAAUCCUACCGCCCGUGACUAUCCCGAUGCUCCGUACAGUGCGGCAGACUUUAACGACCCAUGCCGUAUCAUGAACCCCGAAGAUCCACACGAGUUGCGCAACUGUUGGAAGGAAGAAAGGCCUGAUCUGAAUCUUAGUCUAUUACGAGUGCGGGAACGUAUUUUGGGCUUUCUCAACCGUCUGCUUUCGUUCGGUGUGGCAGGAUUCUUUGUUGAUUCUGCGCUUUACAUGUGGCCACACGAUCUGCAAGCUAUGUUCACAAAGCUUCACAACCUCACCACAAUGGGAGACAUUUUCCCACCUGGAAGUCGGCCAUUUAUCUGUUUCGAUCUAUCCUACCACGGUUUAAACGGGGCAGAAAAAUCAUUACAAGCCAGAUGGAACGAGUACGCCGAUCUGGGAGUGAUUGCACAGGACCGUUUCGCGUACGACAUUGGAGAUAUCCUACUCAAAAGAAAACCGUUCCAUUACUUCGUCAAUCUCGGCACCCGGCUCGGCUAUGUACCACGGGAGAAAGCACUGAUUUACGUUAACGAUCCACAGCUUCAACGACUUCCCGAUGCGGACGGUGAUCUAUCGGUCAUUUCGGUGCGCAACCGCCGAGCGUACCAGAUCGGGCUUGCCUUUAUGCUUGCCCAUCGGUACGGUAUGGUACGCAUGACGAGUUCGUUCGAAUUUCUCAACUCUUCACAAGGUCCACCAACGGACGCGCAGGGGAGAAUUGAACCUGUUCAGCUUGACCAAGCAGGUACCUGCCGUUCACCCUGGAUCUGUGAACAUCGGUGGCCCAUCGUGCGGAAGAUGGUUUACUUCCGGCGUGUCACCAACGGUACGGGCGUACGGGCUUGGGUUGACAAUGGACAGAAUCAGAUCGGAUUUUGCCGCGACCGGGUAGGAUUUGUGGCGUUUAAUGCGGAGAUUUCACUAACACUGAAAGCGAAGCUCUACACGUGCCUGCCGGAAGGUGUGUACUGUGAUUUGAUCAGUAGUGCUGGUGACAGGUUGGAUGCGAAUGGUGAUUGCUCCGGUGGAACCGUCAAGGUAGAAGCUGAUGGCCAUGCGGAAAUAUUCAUUCACAGCCAACUGGAGGAACCGUUUAUUGCACUGCUAAACACUUUGCAACCAUAA
Messenger RNA from Anopheles maculipalpis, 1528 nucleotides. Its product is annotated as alpha-amylase A-like. Lineage: Eukaryota; Metazoa; Arthropoda; Insecta; Diptera; Culicidae. The transcript has a single exon. The coding region runs from base 5 to 1528 and encodes 507 amino acids. The record is from RefSeq and is a predicted model, not a curated record. Gene Ontology annotation, biological process: carbohydrate metabolic process. Gene Ontology annotation, molecular function: alpha-amylase activity; cation binding.